Messenger RNA from Fundulus heteroclitus (mummichog), 2031 nucleotides. RefSeq names its product gap junction beta-6 protein-like. The record is from RefSeq and is a predicted model, not a curated record. Gene Ontology annotation, cellular component: connexin complex. Gene Ontology annotation, biological process: cell communication. The coding region runs from base 161 to 841 and encodes 226 amino acids. The transcript has 7 exons. NCBI's taxonomy places the organism in Eukaryota, Metazoa, Chordata, Actinopteri, Cyprinodontiformes, Fundulidae.
CGCGACCCCGAGGAAUUUUAUUUUGAAACUCCUCGCAGGACGUCAUCCUGUUGAAGUCUUCACAGUGGAAGGGGCAUCUCUGUGCAGAGGACUUGGAGGCUGCAGGAACAGAAAAUGGAGACCCUUCUACAGCCAACAUCCUGACAAACUGCAAGCAAGGAUGUCUUGGCCGGCUCUGUACGCUCAGCUGGUCGGUUCCAACCGUCACUCCACCUCCCUGGGGAAGGUCUGGCUCUCGGUUCUGUUCAUUUUCCGAGUCAUGGUGCUGGUCGUAGCUGCGGAGAGCGUCUGGGGAGACGAGCAGUCCGAUUUCACCUGCAACACGCUACAGCCUGGCUGCGAGAACGUCUGCUAUGAUCAGUUCUUCCCAGUGUCCCACAUUCGCCUCUGGAGUCUCCAGCUGGUCUUUGUGUCCACACCGACCCUCCUGGUAUCUAUGUAUGUGGCCUAUCGCAACCACUGCGAUAAGAGACGGCUGCUUCAGAGUUCUGUCCGGGCUACCGUCCUCAACAAGGGACAAGAGGAGGAGCUGGAGACUCUGAAGAAGAGGAGACUUCCGAUAGCCGGCGGCCUUUGGUGGACCUACCUCUGCAGCCUGCUCUUUAAGAUGCUGUUUGAAGGUGGAUUCAUGUACGCCCUGUACGUGGUGUACGACGGUUUCCGGAUGCCACGCCUGGUGCGCUGCGAUCAGUGGCCGUGCCCCAACCUGGUAGACUGCUUUAUCUCCAGGCCCACGGAGAAAACCAUCUUCACUGUUUUCAUGGCCACCGCCUCCUCCGUCUGCAUGGUUCUUAAUUUGGCUGAGCUGGCAUAUCUCGUCGCCAAGGCCAUCAACAGCUAACAACUAACAACAGCUUGCUUUCAACGAAGCCAGGAGGAGAGGAAAACUAGAAGUCCGCCUGUGCCAGGAGAAAGGUGCAGCAGCAUGCAGACAAUCACAGAGACUUUUAACAUUUGUAAAAUGCAGAUAGAUACACUUCAGAAAGCCGACAUCUUCCAUGAGCCCAGAAUUGGUGACCUGCAGCCAUCAUGUGGUGAAGAGGAUUUGAUAAAUACUGGAUUUUUAUGCAGAAUUGUGAGUUUGAGUGCCAAAACAAAAAGAGAAAAAGUUAAGCUAUUGGGCCAUCUAGUGGACAAUAAUAAAACUGCACCACCGAGGGAACGUCCCACAAACUCCCCAGCAUAGUGCAGAGGAAAAUAAAAACACACCCUGAACUUUUUUCCAAGCAAGUAUGUGCCUGUAGGCCCCAUAUCAGUUUUGCUCAGGCUGGGUAUGUAGUAAAUAAGCCUGUACUCACAUCAAGCUUCUUUUUUUCUUUUUUUUUGGCCCACAUCGGUUGACUAAAUACGACUUAUGUUGUCAACAUCAGCUGGGCCUUAAAUCGGUGUCAAGAAAAUCAGAGCAGCACAUCAGGGACUCAUAUGGGUCCCACCUUGUAAACAGAAUUUUCCUUCACCAAAUCUCCGUCUUAGAAUCCUGUGGACAAUCUCAUCUGGACCAAAUUUUUUUUUUUUUUCCGAUGGUACAAGAUAGACCAAAGCAGAGUUGGGCAUAUUUAGGAAAUGUGGAGAAAUGAUGACUUUUUAGAAACCAAAAUGUGAAAAGUGUGUCAUGCAUGUAUUAUCAGUCCCCUUAAUCUGAUACCUCUCAAUAAAAUCAAGCGUAAUCGAUUGCCUUCAGAAGUCCCCUAUAUAGUGUGUGACUGAAUCUUUGAAUAAAAGCAGCUUCUAUGUGAAGGCCUCAGAACAACAUUAAAGAAACGAUAGAGAAGCAGCCAAGAGUACCCCCGUAUCUCUGGGGGAGCUGCAGAGAUUCACAGGACACAUCCUGAGCCACAGAACCUGUUGACAGCGCAGCAGCUAUUAGCGGUGUGCUCCACAUAUUUGGAGUAAGCAAAGAUGAUGAAAGAAAGAUACAAGAUAUCCCCCUUGGAACAAAGGGGGGAAUGCCAAACAGAUGGGAUACGGCCAAGAUGCUAACAGGGUGAUGUGGUACGUUGAGACCAAAGCUGAACUUUUCUGUGCCAGCAG